Messenger RNA from Calidris pugnax (ruff), 408 nucleotides. RefSeq names its product interleukin 4 (gene IL4). The transcript has 4 exons. The coding region runs from base 1 to 408 and encodes 135 amino acids. The record is from RefSeq and is a predicted model, not a curated record. Lineage: Eukaryota; Metazoa; Chordata; Aves; Charadriiformes; Scolopacidae. Gene Ontology annotation, biological process: positive regulation of receptor-mediated endocytosis; positive regulation of cell population proliferation; activation of Janus kinase activity. Gene Ontology annotation, cellular component: extracellular region. Gene Ontology annotation, molecular function: growth factor activity; interleukin-4 receptor binding; cytokine activity.
AUGAGCGUCCCGGUCCAGGUCCUGCUCACCUUCCUGGCGCUGUCAGCCUGCCGGGGCCACUCGGCCUCGCUGCCCCCCACCUCCACCUUCCUGAAGGAGAGCAUCCAGCUGCUGGGCAAGCUCCUGGGCACGGAGGUUUCCUGCGCCGAGAUGAACGUGACGGAUAUUUUUGCAGGCAAUAAGCAAGACAACGCCACAGAGCUGUUAUGCAAAGCCAGCACGGUGGCCUUGGAGGGCCGGAGCUGCCACAAGCAGCUGGAGGGCAUCCACCUCAACCUGCUCCACCUGGUCCAGACGAGAAGCUCAGUCCACAAGGUCCCAUGCCCCGUGGCCGCGGGUAACACUACCUCCCUCAAGCACUUCCUCCAGGACUUACACAGGCUCCUCCAGCAAUUAGCAAAAGAGUAG